Molecule: messenger RNA, 748 nt
Organism: Tinamus guttatus (white-throated tinamou)
Lineage: Eukaryota; Metazoa; Chordata; Aves; Tinamiformes; Tinamidae
Source: RefSeq, a predicted model, not a curated record
AUGGGUGCACUAGAAACUUGCCCUAUUUUAAGGAGGACUAAAAAUCUCUUUGGAUGCCUCCUACCCUUAAGACUUCUUGCUGACUCUUGUAAUUCGAUGAUUUAUUCUGAAACCUGUUUUGAAAUCUCUCUUUCAGGCCAGCAAAUGAGACAUAGAAACUGGCACAUCUGUCAGCACUAUCAAGGGCACAUGCAAAAUUAUCUUUCUGACACCUGAGUUUUUGUUACAGAUGAGUGGUGAGGCAGACAUCUGUUGGUCAAAAAUUCAGAUUAGAUGUCCACAUGUGGAUACUGAGAUCAAUGACUUUAAGCCAGCAUCUAUUGAUACAUCCUGUGAAGGAGACCUUGAAGUUGGGAAAGGUGAACAGGUGACAAUAACACUGCCAAAUAUUGAGGGCUCAACUCCACCAGUGACUGUUUUCAAGGGCUCAAAGAAGCCUUACCUAAAAGAAUGUAUCUUAAUUAUCAACCAUGACACUGGAGAAUGUCGCCUAGAGAAACUUAGUAGCAACAUCACUGUGAAAAAAACAAGAGCUGAAGGAAGCAGUAAGGUCCAGUCUCGUAUUGAGCAACAACAGCAGCAAAUGCGAAACGCAACUAAGAUUCCAAACAAUGUGAAAAAUUCUCCACCAAAAGAAAAAAUGUUUCCCUCUUCUCCUAUGGAUGAUAUUGAACGAGGUAAGCAAACUCUAUCAUAUGAAUGCCAUCAUUCACGCUACCUUAUUUCUCAUGAGUUCUCUCUUCCUUAG